This is a messenger RNA of Fraxinus pennsylvanica, 798 nucleotides long. The record is from the annotation of a GenBank genome assembly. Lineage: Eukaryota; Viridiplantae; Streptophyta; Magnoliopsida; Lamiales; Oleaceae.
AUGGAGUUGGGAACGCUGGUUCCUUUAGUUGAUUUACCUACAAGAGCCACUUUGCAUUCUAGCCAUCACAAGAGUUUUGAAAAAAAUCGAGGGUUGUUCGUGCCAUUUGUGAUAAGUUUUUCAGAUGAGGAUAAUGGUAGCGACCGUGAAGAGCGUAAACAGCCAAAUGCUUUAGUAGCUAAAGGCGACCUGAACGGUUCUAAUGCAAAUCCAGGUUUGAGCACUGGAGUGGGUUGUUAUAUUCUUGGCCAAUUAGAUCAACAACUCAUAGGCUCAUACACCGUUUCUGAAUUGCAGGCCCCCAUCACCUCUAAUGAAGAAGAUGAGUUUGAAAAAUGUCAAAAGAAGGCGAGAGAAGCAGAAGUAGAGGCUCUGUCAAACAUAAAUGACAAUGAAAGACCUACAACACCACCUGAGGGAGAGGAAUAUUUCACUGAUGAUGACGGAGCUAAGUACAAAUGGAAUCGAAAUCUUAAAGCUUGGGUUCCUCAGAGACAUCCAAGCUCUGUUAAUUCUGCAAAAAUAUUUCUGGUGCUAUCUCAUAAUUCUUUUAGGGCACAAAUAGAUGUUAAACUACAUGAUUCAACUGGAUCUCUUAGUGCAUCAGCUAUGGGUGAAACAGUUGAAAAUAUUCUGCAAUGUCGUGCCGAAGUUUUAAUGGACAAAACAGCAACUGAAACUGCACCAAAUCUUAGUGUGAUUGUUCGUGCACAAAUUGAUAAAGAUCAUGCAUUCUAUGUGAAGGCAAUACUGUUGCUACCAAAUCCUACGGAAUUCAGCUCUGUCGUAAAGAAAUAA